GAGCACGGUUUAGACUUUAUCCCUCGCCCCCUUCUCCUCUCUUCCUCACCCUCUCACUGAUGGCUUCCUCUUCUCUAAUGGCGGCAGUAACCCACCUCUCUCCAUCGAGCCAUAGGGUUCAAGAUCGGCGUUCCUCGCAUGCUCCCUCGAACGUUCUCCUCGCCCGCCCCUCCGCCCGCUGCAGAGCGCCCCCCAGACUCCAUUCGAGCCGCCGACGAUCCUUCUGCCCCGCGCAGCGCUGGCCGUAUGUUGACGUGAAAGAAAAACCACAAGCUAACACAAGACUGCAUGCUUCUUCAAAACAAUAUAUUCACAAGAUCAAAGAAACACAUGCUUUGAGGUUUUCUCCAGAGCAGCAUGGCUGUCUUUCUUGCUUCCGGAGCCACUAUAGACGGAGGGGUUGCAUUAAAAGACAUGCACCAGGUGUCUUUCUUGACAAAUCAGGUCUCUCAUUUCAAAAACAUUUAUCUAGCAGUGGCACUGUGAAACCAGCCCAUAUUCCAUUGGCAACUUUGGGUCCUGAGGAACCACAUGUUGCAAGCACAACUUGGUCUGAUACAAUGCUUGAGAAACAAGGUUUGACUUUCUGGGAUCCUGAGGUAGAAAAGGCAGAAUUAGAAGGAUUCUUAAGUUCUCCACUUCCUUCUCAUCCAAAGCUGUACAGAGGACAACUGAAGAAUGGUCUUCGCUAUCUUAUUUUACCUAAUAAAAUUCCAGCAAACAGGUUUGAGGCACAUAUGGAAGUUCAUGUUGGAUCAGUUGAUGAGGAAGAUGAUGAGCAGGGGAUUGCUCAUAUGAUUGAACACGUUGCAUUUCUUGGUAGUAAAAAGCGUGAGAAACUUCUUGGGACAGGAGCAAGAUCUAAUGCAUAUACAGACUUUCACCAUACAGUGUUCCAUAUCCAUGCUCCGACCAGCACAAAGGACUCAGAUGGAGAUCUACUUCCAUUUGUAUUGGACGCACUGAAUGAGAUAGCAUUCCACCCUAAGUUUCUUCCAUCUCGUGUUGAAAAAGAGAGACGGGCUAUCCUUUCAGAACUACAGAUGAUGAACACCAUAGAGUAUCGUGUUGAUUGCCAGUUGUUACAACAUUUGCACUCAGAAAAUAAACUGGGCAAAAGAUUCCCAAUUGGACUAGAAGAGCAGAUUCAGAAGUGGGAUGCAGAUAAAAUCAGGAAAUUUCAUGAGCGCUGGUAUUUUCCUGCAAAUGCUACUUUAUACUUGGUUGGGGAUAUCGAUAACAUUCCCAAGAUGGUGUACCAAAUCGAAGCUGUAUUUGGACGAACACAUGCAGAAAAUGAAACGUCAACUGUCCAUACUCCAAGUGCUUUUGGCGCAAUGGCAAACUUUCUUGUUCCAAAGCUGCCAGGUGGGCUGGCUGGAAGUCUGUCUAAUGAAAGAUCAUCUAUUUCAUUAGAUCAACUAAAGCCUGCAAAGAAGGAAAGGCAGGCAGUUAGACCGCCUGUCGAACAUAAAUGGUCUCUCCCUGGACUGGGUCACGAUGACAAGCCUCCUGAAAUCUUCCAGCAUGAGUUGAUUCAAAAUUUCUCUAUCAACAUGUUUUGCAAGAUUCCUGUCGAUCAAGUUCAAACAUACAGGGACUUGCGCAACGUCUUGAUGAAGAGAAUAUUUUUAUCAGCUUUGCAUUUCCGGAUCAAUACAAGAUACAAGAGCUCAAAUCCUCCUUUUACGUCUAUUGAGCUGGACCAUAGUGAUUCGGGAAGAGAAGGAUGCACUGUUACCACUCUUACAGUAACAGCAGAACCAAAGAACUGGCAGAGUGCUGUUAAGAUUGCAGUUCAUGAGGUCCGAAGACUUAAAGAGUUUGGUGUAACAAAGGGAGAAUUAACUCGCUACAUGGAUGCACUUAUAAAAGAUAGUGAACAAUUGGCUGCAAUGAUUGAUAGUGUCCCAUCAGUUGAUAACUUAGAUUUUAUCAUGGAAAGUGAUGCUCUGGGUCAUACUGUUAUGGAUCAAAGACAGGGACAUGAAAGUUUGGUAGCAGUUGCUGAAACGGUUACACUUGAAGAAGUUAAUGCAGCUGGUGCAAAGGUGUUGGAAUUCAUUUCUGACUUCGGAAAGCCUACUGCACCACUUCCUGCUGCUAUUGUUGCCUGCGUUCCAAAGAAAGUGCAUAUGGAUGGAGUGGGAGAAACUGAGUUUAAGAUCUAUCCACACGAGAUCACUAAUGCUAUGAAAGCAGGUUUAGAGGAACCCAUACAUGCUGAGCCAGAGCUUGAGGUGCCAAAAGAAUUGAUUACUCGAUCACAGUUGGAGGAGUUGACAUUGCAACAUAAACCAUCCUUUGUUCCUUUAAAUCGGCAAACAAAUGCAACAAAAGCAUUUGACAAUGAAACUGGCAUCGCACAAUGUCGCCUCUCAAAUGGGAUUCCCGUAAACUAUAAGAUCACAAAAAAUGAAGCAAGGUGUGGUGUCAUGCGACUGAUUGUAGGUGGUGGAAGAUCAACUGAAACUUCUCAAUUGAAGGGAGCUGUUGUUGUAGGUGUUCGAACUCUAAGUGAGGGUGGUUGUGUUGGUAACUUCUCCAGGGAACAGGUAGAGCUUUUCUGUGUGAAUCAUCUGAUAAACUGCUCUUUGGAGUCCACAGAGGAAUUUAUCUCUAUGGAAUUUCGGUUUACUUUACGAGACAAUGGGAUGCGUGCUGCUUUCCAACUUCUUCAUAUGGUCCUUGAGCACAGCGUAUGGCUAGAAGAUGCUUUUGAUAGAGCAAGGCAGCUAUAUUUGUCACAUUAUCGUUCCAUUCCCAAAAGUUUAGAGCGCUCAACUGCUCACAAACUUAUGCUAGCAAUGUUAAAUGGGGAUGAGAGAUUUGUUGAGCCGACACCAGAAUCAUUGCAAAAGUUGACACUUCAAUUGGUUAGAGAUGCUGUGAUGAAUCAGUUUGUUGGUGACAAUAUGGAGGUUAGCAUUGUUGGGGAUUUCACUGAGGAUGAUAUUGAAUCUUGUAUACUUGAUUAUCUGGGAACAGUCGGAGCCACAAGGGGUGCUAAGAGUCAGCUGUGCGUCAACCCAAUCAUGUUUCGACCAGGCCCAUCUGACCUGCAUUUUCAACAAGUACACCUGAAGGACACUGAUGAGAGAGCAUGCGCAUAUAUUGCAGGCCCAGCACCAAAUCGCUGGGGAUUCACUGUUGAAGGAAAAGAUCUUUUUGAUUCAGUAAAAAGCCCAAUUUUAAAGGAUGAGCAGUCUAAUUCAGAGAUGUUCACUCCUUUGGAAAGGAAAGAUGUAGGAAAUGAUCUCCAAAGAAAUAUUCGGAGUCAUCCACUGUUCUUUGGCAUUACUUUGGGGCUGUUGGCUGAGAUCAUAAACUCUAGGCUCUUCACAAACGUCAGGGAUUCUUUAGGACUAACAUAUGAUGUAUCCUUUGAACUAAGCCUUUUUGAUAGGCUGAAACUUGGAUGGUAUGUGAUAUCUGUAACUUCUACUCCUAGUAAGGUUUACAAAGCUGUUGAUGCAUGCAAGAAUGUUCUUAGAGGUUUGCAUACUAACAAGAUUGCCCAGAGGGAGCUGGACCGGGCAAAGAGGACCCUGCUGAUGAAACAUGAUGCUGAAAGCAAGUCAAAUGCUUACUGGUUAGGAUUGUUAGCACAUUUACAGGCUUCAUCUAUUCCAAGAAAGGAUAUUUCGUGCAUCAAAGACUUAACCUCAUUAUAUGAAGCUGCAACAAUUGAGGACAUCUACCUUGCAUAUGAACAUCUGAAAGUAGAUGAUUCUUCUUUGUUUUCAUGCGUUGGAGUGGCUGGUGCACAGGCAGGUGAAGAUACAUCUGGUAAGACAUUUUCAGAUGACGAAGAAUUAGAUUUGGGCCAUCAAGGGGUCACUCCCAUUGGCCGUGGUCUAUCGACAAUGACAAGACCCACAACCUGAUUCCCUUCAGAACAUCCAUUUUUCCCUAUAACUUCUAAGCAUCAGGAGAUGUUUUUGUUAGCAAUCCAGAUGAUAGGAUCAUUAAAGCCUAUCUUGUGAUCUCUAGCACCAAAAGUGAAAUAAAGAGGAAUUGGAAACCAGCAAUUGGCAGAGCUGAUGUUAUAGCUUAUGGCAGAUGAUGAAGACUGGAAGAUGGUUUUGGCAGCUGAUUUGAAGAUGAUGCUAUAGUCAACGAACAAGACUUGUGAUUCGAAGUGUUAAGACAACAUGUCAUGGGACGGAUCGAUUGGGGUAUUAUGUUAGAUAUCAAGCAUUAAAUGCUUGACAUAUGGGAACAACAUGAUUCUUGUUGGUGCAUGACAAAUUAAAUACCCUUACUGAUUUGCACGUAUAAUGGCAGUUGUUUUGGAA
Phoenix dactylifera (date palm) is the source of this 4298-nucleotide messenger RNA. NCBI's taxonomy places the organism in Eukaryota, Viridiplantae, Streptophyta, Magnoliopsida, Arecales, Arecaceae. The record is from RefSeq and is a predicted model, not a curated record.